Molecule: messenger RNA, 1005 nt
Organism: Knipowitschia caucasica
Lineage: Eukaryota; Metazoa; Chordata; Actinopteri; Gobiiformes; Gobiidae
Source: the annotation of a GenBank genome assembly
AUGUUGGAGACCACAUUUGCAUCCCAGGAGAAACUCAACAAAGCCCAUGUCACUCCACAGCAGAAAGCCUUCACAUCUGAAUCACCCCAGCGACAUCAGUCACUCCCACGACCCAUAAAAAGUGUGCAGCGCUCAAUGUCAGAUCCAAAACCUCUCAGCCCUACAUUGGAGGAUCCUGCCAAGAACAGGUUUUCUCCAUAUCAUCAGCAAGCGUUGUCCAACAGUCAGAUGGCUGCCCUGCAGCAGCAGCAAAAUUCACUUAUGAGGAAAGUAAAGAGAACACUCCCCAGCCCCCCUCCAGAGGAAAGUCCUCUGCCUAUUGUCACGCCAGCUCAAAUGUACAGUUCCCCUGGCAUAUCCCAGAGAGUACUACCACGUUCUACCCAGGGAGUUACUAAAGCUGGGCUACUAAACGAGCUUAAAGCAGUAGAGCAAGAGUCAUCAAAGUUACGCAAACAACAGGCUGAACUUGAAGAAGAAGAAAAAGAAAUAGAUGCUAAACUCCGCUGUUUGGAGCUUGGAAUAACGCAGCGCAAAGAAACAAUGGUAAAGGACAGGGAAAGAAGAGAAUUGGCUUAUCUGCGCUGUAUGGGCGAUGCCCGUGACUACAUGUCAGACAGUGAGCUCAAUAACCUAAGUCGUCAGUUCAGCCACCCGUUUCUGCCUAUGGGUUCCAAACUCAUCCUUAUCCAACCUCAGCUCCCCAACCUGGAACAUUUCAACCCCAUCCUCCAACUGGACCACCAUACCAAAAUCAGCCAAGUUAUUCCUCCCGUGCCUAUGGUCAGUCUUCCUAUCAGACAGAUCUUGGUAUGCAGCAUAGCCACCAGGGCUUCCAUCCUUCUGGUCAACCCAUGCCUAGUCAAAGCCUACCAUAUCCAGGUAGUUCCUUCCAACCUGGUCACCCUUACCAACAACAAGCUGACAUCCUUACUGUUCAUCAACGACCCCGACAGACAUCCUUGGCUGAUCUCGAACAAAAACACCCAACAAACUAUGAAGUGA